Molecule: messenger RNA, 1920 nt
Organism: Elgaria multicarinata webbii
Lineage: Eukaryota; Metazoa; Chordata; Lepidosauria; Squamata; Anguidae
Gene: SCNN1D
Product: sodium channel epithelial 1 subunit delta
Exons: 12
Coding region: 1-1920 (639 amino acids)
Biological process (GO): sodium ion transmembrane transport
Cellular component (GO): sodium channel complex; plasma membrane
Molecular function (GO): ligand-gated sodium channel activity
Source: RefSeq, a predicted model, not a curated record
AUGGAGGAAGGAGCAGCGAAAGAGAAGGAGGGGGAAAUGAAAGAGGAAGACGCCGCCCUCAUUGAGUUCUACAGCUCCUUCAAGGAUUUGUUUGAGUUCUUCUGCCUCAACACCACCAUCCAUGGUACCAUCCGCCUGGUGUGCUCAAGCUGCAACAAGAUGAAGACGGCUUUCUGGGCCCUCCUCUUCCUCAUGAGCUUUGCCAUGCUGUACUGGCAAUUCGCGCUCCUGUUCAACCAGUACUGGGCCUACCCGGUCAUCAUGUCCAUGUCGGUUCACUCGGCGCCGAAGAUGUUCCCCGCCGUCACCGUCUGCAAUUUGAACCCCUACAGAGUCAACCUUGUCAGUAAAAAUAUGGCUGAGCUGGAUAACCUGGCGAGGGAAACCAUAUAUAAUUUGUACGGCUUCCACAUCCCAGUGGAAGAUCUGGAAGACGACGCGAGCGUCAGCCUGGAGGAGCAGCCGAACGGAAGGCCCAGCAAAGGCAACAGCUCCAGCUUCCAGCUGGACAAAAACAUCACCCUGGUGAAGACGGGUGAGAAAGUGGGCUUCCGGCUGUGCAAUGCAACUGGUGGGGAUUGCUACAACAAGGUGUACUUGUCCGGAGUAGAUGCUGUCCAAGAGUGGUACCGUUUCCAUUACAUGAACAUCAUGUCCCAAAUCCCACCCAUCAUUGACGUUUCCCUCACGGAGGAUGAUAUCGGAGACUUAGUCUACGCUUGUCAGUAUAACGGACAGCCGUGCGACGACAGCGAUACGGAACACUUCCACCAUCCCGUCUAUGGAAGUUGCUACACUUAUAACAAGAAUGGGAAGGAGAACUUCUGGGAAGCGUACAAGCCAGGAAUUGUUUAUGGCCUGUCCCUCAUCCUCAAAGUGGAACAAAAGGACCACAUCCCUUUGCUGUCCACUGAAGCGGGCGUGAAAGUGAUGAUCCACAACCACAACCAAACGCCCUUCUUGGAUCACGAAGGAUUCGAUAUCAGACCCGGGAUUGAAAGCAACAUCGGAAUCAAACAGGACGAGGUGACUCGCUUAGGUGGGGUGUACGGCGAAUGCACGCACGAAGGGAAGGACGUCAACGUCAAGCUCAUCUACAACAGCACUUACACGAUGCAGGCCUGUUUGCAUUCCUGCUUUCAGCAUGAGAUGAUUGAAAAGUGCGGCUGUGGAUAUUACUACUACCAACUGCCACCAGGGGCAGAGUACUGCAACUACAACAAACAUCCCGCCUGGGGGCAUUGUUUCUAUCUCCUAUAUAAAAAGCUUGCCAACCACCAGAUCAGCUGUUUCAACAAGUGCCCGAAGCCAUGCAAGGAGACUUGGUACAAACUUUCGGCAGGAUACGCUAAAUGGCCGUCGUCCAAAUCUGAGGCUUGGAUUCACAGGGCUUUGGAGGCACAAAACAGUUACAACACAACAAGCGACCGGAAAGAUAUCGCCAAGGUGAAUAUCUUCUACGAGCGGCUAGAUUACAACUCUUGGGACGAGUCUGCGGAAUGGACUGUGACUCUGAUCAUGUCCAGCAUGGGAAGCCAAUGGAGUCUCUGGUUUGGGUCGUCAGUGCUGUCCGUGGUUGAGAUGUUUGAGCUCGUUGUAGAUAUCGCCAUCUUGACCCUCAUCUUCUUCUACCGGAGGCUCACAACCAAGAAGAAGCUCAAAAUGUCCCAGUCCCCUACCAUCCCAAGUGUGACCUUGACUUUGGAGAAAUACCGAUUUAUGGAAGAAGGGCUGCCUGCUAACCGAGUGAUUGAAAAGCCUUAUGCCCAGGAUGGCAACGACUCCUUUGCCCAAACGGAUGAACUCCCUCCAUACUCAAAAAGUAACAAGAACCAGGUGCCCGAACUGUACUCGUCUGUGGUGCUCCAUGGAUUUAAACACCGGAAAGAACAUUGUGUAGAUAUAGGUCUGAAUAGCUAA